AUGCCUUUAGACCUAUCAGUAUACCUAGUCACAGAUUCGACCCCAGCCAUUCUUAAAGGCCGGGAUCUGUGUACUGUGGUAGAAGAAGCCUUGAAAGGAGGUGUGACUCUUGUGCAAUAUAGAGACAAAACAAGCGACACAGGGGACUUGAUUCAAACGGCUAAAAAGCUGCACAAGGUCACCAAAGCUUAUGGAGUCCCACUGUUAAUCAACGAUCGCGUAGAUGUCGCCCUCGCCGUUGGAGCAGAAGGCGUCCAUCUUGGGCAAGACGAUAUGUACAUCGAGGAGGCGAAAAAUCUGCUUCCCAAAGAUGCUAUCAUCGGAAUCAGUGCGUCUUCCGUCGAAGAGGCCCAGCGAGCCAUCGAGGCGGGUGCCGAUUACCUGGGUAUCGGAACCAUGUUCGCAACGCCGACUAAAACAAACACGAAACACAUCCUCGGAACAGCAGGCACUCAGGCGAUCCUUGACGCUAUUUCCGGCUCGGGUCGAAAUGUUGGGACUGUCGCUAUCGGCGGUAUUAACCUCUCAAACGUGCAGCGUGUGAUGUACCAGUCCAAAGCCCCCCGAAAGGGACUGGACGGCGUCGCUAUCGUCAGUGCCAUCAUGGCAGCAGAUGACCCGCGCGCUGCGGCCGAGGAAUUUGUCCAACGUAUCAACAGCCCACCCAGCUUCGCAUGGGAACCCAGGGCACCUAGAGUGAAUGAAGCGGCAGCAUUGGUCGAGGAGGUGCCUCAAAUCGUUCAGAAGAUGGUCAAGGCACACCCAUUGGUCCAUAACAUGAUCAACUACGUUGUGGCCAAUUUUGUUGCCAAUGUUGCUCUCGCAAUGGGCGCUUCCCCCAUCAUGUCACCAUACGGCGAAGAAGCAGUUGACCUGGCCAAAUUCGACGGAGCUCUUGUCAUCAACAUGGGAACCUUGUCGCGCGAAAGUAUACCAAACUACCUCCAAGCGAUCAAGUCAUACAACGAGCGCGGAAAUCCUGUGGUCUACGACCCCGUCGGCGCUGCUGCGACCCAGGUCCGGCGCGGGGCUGUAAAGGAGCUUAUGAGCGGGGGCUACUUUGAUCUUAUCAAAGGAAACGAGGGAGAGAUUAGACAGGUGUCAGGAAGCAGCAAUGCAGUCCAGCGCGGCGUGGACAGCGGACCAAGCACUCUUGACGGACAAGAGAAGGCCAAAUUGGCCCGCGACCUAGCCCGAAGAGAGCGAAACGUUGUCCUUUUGACCGGCGCUGUCGAUUACCUAAGUGACGGCGAGCGAGUGAUCACUGUCGAGAAUGGCCAUGAAUUCCUUGGACAAGUUACCGGCACUGGCUGUGCCGUGGGAAUGGUAUCUGGCUGCUUCCUGGCUACACACCCCUCCGACAAGCUCCUGGCCGUUCUGUCAGGUCUCCUGAUGUAUGAGAUUGCGGCGGAGAACGCCGCGUCAAAGGACUACGUCCGGGGACCGGGAAGCUUCGUCCCGGCGUUCCUGGACGAGCUGUACGCCAUCCGGCAAGCAGCUCUAAAGGGUGACGACAGCUGGUUCUCCGGGCGGGCAAAGAUUCAAGAGAUCAAACUAUAG
Molecule: messenger RNA, 1560 nt
Organism: Aspergillus lentulus
Lineage: Eukaryota; Fungi; Ascomycota; Eurotiomycetes; Eurotiales; Aspergillaceae
Product: bifunctional hydroxyethylthiazole kinase/thiamine-phosphate diphosphorylase
Biological process (GO): thiamine biosynthetic process
Cellular component (GO): cytoplasm
Molecular function (GO): ATP binding; hydroxyethylthiazole kinase activity; magnesium ion binding
Source: RefSeq, a predicted model, not a curated record